ACAGUCGCCGUACAUCAUUCACUCGUUGAGUAGCGAGCGGAGUAACUGCACGCACCGCGUGUUGCACACUAAACUUGGAGUAAUUCGAAUGGAGUAAACAUGGCGAGGCAAAAUGGAAUAAGUUUCUGGCUCUUUUUCACCUCUUUCUGGAUUUAUAUAUGCCCGACUCUGGCUAGACAAGUAACGCUGUACGACAGCACAAGAUUUUCGGGGUUAGGAUGGACGACCUACCCGGAACCCCCUGGCGACGAGACAUAUACUGGGUGGACGGAACAGGGAAGUAGCUACAAUCGGUUUUACAGUGUCUGCCAAGUCCGCAACCCAGACGCUAGCAAUGGCUCUUGGCUGCGAAUGCCCUACAUCCCCCGUCGCCUUGGCAACCGCAUCCACGUGGAGAUCGAGUUCACCAUGAACUCGUGCACGGGCAUCGACGACGCCCACCAAUGCAAAGAGACGUUUGAGUUGUUCUACCACGAGGCGGCCACCAACGAGCCCCAAUACCAGCCUUCCUGGACCGAGCCUCCGUACACCCGCAUUAAGCGCAUCGCGGCCGAGACCCGCUUCUCGGACGGGGACAGUAUGGAUCAUCAAGCAAACCUCGCCGUGGAGGAAUUCCCCACCUCCGCCAACGGUUUCUACUUGGCGUUCCGCGACACCGGCGCCUGCAUGGCCAUCACGCGGGUGCGCGUCUUCUACGAGGUCUGCGCGGCCAAGACGGAGAGUUUCGCCAAGUUUCCGGAAACGGUGACCGGAGCGGAUCUGGUGUCCCUGGUGGCGGUGGAUGGGAUAUGCGUGACCCACGCCCAGCAGAUUGGCACGCUGCCUAUCGUGGCCCGGUGCCAGAAGUUUGGCGUGUGGACGGCCUUCCAAGGAAUGUGCGGAUGCUCGCCGGGAUUCGAGGCUGACGGCCAGAGUUGUCGAGGUAAGUCAACUUUGCGAAUCAUUUCUGAGCAUUUCCUCCCAAAACAAUACAAAAAAGUUUUAGAUGCUUAGCUUAAAAUGCCUACU
This is a messenger RNA of Patiria miniata (bat star), 1008 nucleotides long. RefSeq names its product ephrin type-B receptor 2-like. Gene Ontology annotation, biological process: axon guidance. Gene Ontology annotation, cellular component: neuron projection. Lineage: Eukaryota; Metazoa; Echinodermata; Asteroidea; Valvatida; Asterinidae. Gene Ontology annotation, molecular function: transmembrane-ephrin receptor activity; protein binding. The coding region runs from base 100 to 993 and encodes 297 amino acids. The record is from RefSeq and is a predicted model, not a curated record. The transcript has 3 exons.